Molecule: messenger RNA, 3335 nt
Organism: Microplitis mediator
Lineage: Eukaryota; Metazoa; Arthropoda; Insecta; Hymenoptera; Braconidae
Exons: 11
Coding region: 289-2715 (808 amino acids)
Molecular function (GO): calcium ion binding
Source: RefSeq, a predicted model, not a curated record
UUGGCACUGGAAUGAUUCAAUCGAGUAGGAAUCAUCAGGGCGUGUGUUAUUUUGUGCGUCCACAUCUACGUACUAUCAACCAACAACGGACGCUAGUUUUAAAUAUCAUCAAGUGUAGGUUGUUAGCGCGAUAAUAAUUCAUUGUUAAUCAGCUCUAGUGGAAAUGGUGCAAGAAAAAUAAUGAGAUGUGUAAUUAAUCAAGUGGUUUAAAUAAUUAACGGGCAGAGAAAGUGCCUGAAGAAGGACAAUUAUUAUUUGAAUUAUAAUUGUUAUAGUAAACAAAAGACAAUGGGGCGUUUAGCUUUGACGGUGAUCUACAUUGUGGGUUUUAUGAAGCUGGGCGUAGUCGGUCAGUUUGGAUGGCAUCCUCUGGACAGUUUUGAUGAAAUAAAAGGAAAAAUAGACCAGGUCAACAUGGAUAAUUGUGAAAUAAAACGUCUAAAUGACUUAUUUUUGCCAGCCGCAGUAGUGUCCCAUCUUCCUGACAUCAAAGACAUAAAUAUCAACCCAGUAUUUCCUAAUAGAACUGGUCUGCUGUACAUACACAAUCUAGCAAUCAGUCGUGCUUAUUUUUGGAGUUACAGUUUACAGUCACGAUUUAUCAGACCAGCUAUCAAUGACACUUAUGAUCCUGGAAUGAUGUACUACUUCUUAUCAUCAGUUGCUGAUGUCUCUUCAAAUCCUCAUGUAAAUGCUUCGGCUACUUAUUUCGCGCCGAAUACAUCCUACACACCCAGUUACCGAGGAUUCUUUAACAAAACAUUGCCGAGGUUCGCACCACGAGCUAUCAGAGCUGAUGAUUUUAAUGAUCCCGUUCACUUGGAAAGAAUAUCCACGAGAAAUACUUUUCUUGCUAAUGAUCUUGGCGCUUUUCCACCUGACAGUCCCAGUCUUGAUUACACCGACGAGCAAUAUCGCAUUAACAAAUGGUAUACAGCUUGGCUGCCAGAUACUAAUCCGCAGAAGAGACACGACACCAAGACAACUUACCAAGUGGAAAUAAGAUAUGCGAACAAUACGAAUGAGACUUUUUCAUUUCACGGUCCACCAGGUGCUGAUGAAAAUCCGGGUCCAGUAAAAUGGACAGAGCCUUAUUUUGAUUGUCGUCGUUCGAACCGUUGGCUGGUGGCUGCAGUAGUACCCAUUGCAGAUAUUUACCCCCGUCAUACGGGUUUCCGGCACAUUGAAUAUCCAACAUACACUGCCGUGUCCGUAAUUGAAAUGGAGUUGGAGAGAAUUGACAUCAAUCAAUGUCCCCCAGGUCCAGGUAAUAGUGGUCCAAACUAUUUUGCCGAUACUGCGAGGUGUAAAAAAGAGACAACUGAGUGCGAACCGUUGCAUGGAUGGGGUAGUGGCAGACGGGGAGCAUAUCAAUGCCGAUGUCUACCUGGAUAUCGACUGCCUACACAAGUCCGAAGACCACAUUUGGGAGAAAUUAUUGAACGUGCCACAGAAGAACAAUAUCGCAAUGGAUUUGAUUGCGUAAAAAUUGGAUAUCGACAAGUAAUGCCAGUCAAGUGGAACAAAGCGCCUAAGCAUCUACGAGAUAAAUAUUUAGAAUUGUAUCCAGAAUACUCAAAUUAUUCUAAUUUCUCAAGUGGCGCUGACGCCUUUGAAACUCAAAAAAUCAACGUCCACAAUGCGAUUGCUUUUAUGAAAAGCGUUAAUGGGAAGAAUUGUGCCUCGUUCACUAAUGCAGAGUUGCAACUCCAUGGAGAUGUCGGUUACGGUAGCUCAGAAUUUUUCGAAAAUCAAGCACGAAUGGGAACACGCUUGGCGAACUUCAUCAGUGCUUUCCUUCAGAUAAGUAAUCCUGACGAAGUUUACUCAGGAAAGCGAGUGCCCGACCGAGCAUUGACCGAAGACCAGAUGAUGGGUGAGACUUUGGCUCUGCUUCUUGGAGACACAAAAAUUUGGUCUGCUGGAACUUAUUGGGAGCGGAAUAAAUUUACGAAUAGAACUUUCUUCGCACCCUACGCCUACAAGCCGGUUCGGAACACGAGGAAAUAUUUCAUCGAGGAUCUCGCUCGACUAAACGAAACCGAUGAGAUUUACACCAACAAGAAGUGGUUCAAGUUCCUACAGCAGCGAUGGGCGACAAACUUUGACGAACUUGAGAAAUAUUAUUUGAAACUCAACAUCCGUUUCAACGAGACAGGCGAGCACAGCAAGAAAUACGAGCAGUACCCGACAUAUUACAGGGCGGCAAACCUGAAUCAUGGUCACUGGACAACUCCGUACUUUGAUUGUAACGGUAAGGUGAAUAAAUGGGUAAUUACCUAUGCAUCCCCAUUUUUCGGCUGGGACAGCUUGAGGAACAAACUGGAAUUCAAGGGUGCCGUUGCUGUUACGAUGAACUUGAUGGAAAUGGACAUCAACCAGUGCGACGAUAAAUUUUAUGUGCCCAAUGCAUUCAAGGGCACCCACAAAUGUGACAGAAAAACAUCAUAUUGCGUGCCAAUAUUCGGAAGAGGUUUUGAAACUGGCGGGUACAAGUGCGAAUGCAAACAAGGAUUCGAGUACCCGAUGGAAGAUCACACCACUUAUAUCGAUGGUCAGAUAAUGGAAGCGGAGUUUCAAAACAUUAUCGAAGACAGAGAAACGAGGAUAAAUCUGUUCAAAUGUAGAUUGGCUGGUGCGAAUGGGAUACAGGCGAGUUACAUGCUGAUUCUCCUCAUUGUCUUUUUCUCCAUUUUACGCUUCACACGGAGAUAAAUCAACGUAGUAACAAAUCGAUAAACCGUCCGCAAAGAUUUAUUCAUUUUAAAAAUUAGAUAUAUGUUAUUUUUUAUCAAUAGGUUUAAGAAUCACGCAAAUCACUCGAUCGUUGUAAUUUAAAUAUUUAAUUGUUUUUGUGUCUCAGAGCACAGUACUCAAUUUAUUUGUAUUAAUAAUCAUGAUACUGGAAGUAGUAGUCAUCAAAAAAUUUUAUUAAUGUCAAUGAACAAAAUACUGACUAGCAAACAUUUUUUUUUGACAACUUUGUAAUUAAAAAAAAAUAAAACUGUCAGAUGUCGGCUACUUUCAGUAUCAGUAAUUAUCCGUCCAUAUAAAUUCUCUUUUAUAUAUUUAUAUAUAUAUUAUAUAGGGAUCAAAUGUUUUUUGUAAAUACUAUACAAAUUUUUUAAGUAUUAAUCGUCCGUAAGAUUUUUUUAUAAAAAUAUAUGCCGUUUUUCUAAAAAUAUUUUUUAUAUUUAGAAUUAAUUUUACAAUCGUUAGAAUCUCAAAAAUUUUUUUAAUUGUUAAUAAUAAUAAUAAAUAAAUUAAUCCGUCCAUUUUAAAACUAACAAAGUGCCUUUUUAUAAAGCAAAUAACAAAACGUGCUUUGCGCCAUU